Cornus florida is the source of this 513-nucleotide messenger RNA. RefSeq lists its product as uncharacterized. The coding region runs from base 51 to 347 and encodes 98 amino acids. The record is from RefSeq and is a predicted model, not a curated record. The transcript is spliced from 2 exons. Lineage: Eukaryota; Viridiplantae; Streptophyta; Magnoliopsida; Cornales; Cornaceae.
CCAAAUCUCACAAUGGGGGAGUGUGCGUGUGUGCAGAGCCUAAAACUAAAAUGAAAGAGGGCGAAAAAGGAAUAGUGGAAGAAGAAGAAAUUAGUAAGGAGAAGGAGGAGAAGGUAUGCAAGAGGUGCAAACAAACAUACAGUCCCUCAUCCAAUAGCCCAUCCUCUUGCCGUUUUCAUCCUUCCUUCUUUGUCUGUCGUCGUCACGACGAUCAGAAAAGGUACUACGAAUUGGGACCUGAUGAUCCUCCCUAUGCUGCCAAGUUCUAUGAUUGUUGUGGAGCGGAGGAGCCUGAUGCAUCUGGCUGCACUACCAGUUUCCAUGUUUCUUAUGAUGAUGACUUAUGAAGUAUUCCUCUUCUUCACAACUCAAUCUUUACUGUAGAUUAAAUAUUUACAAAGAUACGACUAUACUCUCUCCUGAAUAUAAAUAUUUUUCUUCUUUUGUAAUUGGUAGUCUUUUUGUUUAUUAUAUGUAACAUUGGAGGACUUGUUAUGCAUUUUAGAUGCUUCA